Lineus longissimus is the source of this 5466-nucleotide messenger RNA. Its product is annotated as sodium-dependent phosphate transporter 1-B-like. The transcript has 13 exons. Gene Ontology annotation, molecular function: phosphate transmembrane transporter activity. Gene Ontology annotation, cellular component: membrane. The record is from RefSeq and is a predicted model, not a curated record. Bases 543 to 2402 code for a protein of 619 amino acids. Gene Ontology annotation, biological process: phosphate ion transmembrane transport. NCBI's taxonomy places the organism in Eukaryota, Metazoa, Nemertea, Pilidiophora, Heteronemertea, Lineidae.
GAAAAUGGCGGGUAUGCCCUUCUUCGUGUCUUUUACUGAAUCCUAAGAAAAAAGGACUGGAAACAGAUAUUACUGAGUCCGAUCCACUGUGUGAUCAUACCGCCACCUUUAUUCUAUCAUGUUCACUAAAUAUGAGGUUAUAGCCAACAUCCUCAGGACUUGGCGGUAGUAUUGGCCUUCGGCUAAAGCGCCAAAAAAGGAUCUGUGAAUUGUGAAUAUAUUGAGAAAUAGCUGUUUUAGGAGACCAUUUUGGAAAUUGUUGUGUGUUCGAGGAAUUGAACUUGUCAUUAUUGAAAAUUUCUGCAUUCAUCGUGAGGAUGAAGUUCUAGUAAACCCGCUGUCAAAUUCAGAAGAAAUUUGAAAUUUGAACUUGGGACUGGCUACAUCACACCUAAAAUUGCUCAAAUUGUGAUAAAAUAUAACAUUAACAAAACAUCGCAAUCGGGUACUGCUCAAAUUGAAACCAUAUCAUAGAAGUCUUUCAGAUUCAGAAAAAGUCAUAUUCAAGUCUUUCAGUUGAAACCUCUUAAUCAGAUUUGACAAUGAGUACCUCAGCGAGUACGCUAGUUGACUUGAUUGCGUCCACGGUGGCCACGAACACUCCCACGCCGACACUCAUGGGCGUGGUGCCGAAUAAUAUAUGGAUGAUCAUCGUAGGAUUCCUCAUCUCGUUCGUGCUAGCGUUUGGUAUUGGUGCUAAUGAUGUUGCUAAUUCCUUUGGGACAUCAGUUGGAUCGAAAGUGUUGACCCUGCUUCAGGCCUGUAUCCUUGCAUCUGUGUUUGAAACUGCUGGAGCAAUUCUACUCGGUGCCAAAGUUUCAGACACAAUACGUAAAGGUAUCAUCGAUGUUGGGCCCUAUAAUGGUACAGAGGAGGUCCUCAUGGUGGGAAAUGUGGCAGCCCUUACAGGUUCAUGCGUAUGGCUGUUGAUAGCGACAUUCCUGCGUCUGCCGGUGUCUGGUACGCACAGUAUAGUGGGCGCUACUCUAGGGUUUGCUCUCGUUGCUAAUGGUGCUAACGGAAUCAACUGGAAGAAACUGGGCCUCAUCGUUGGAUCCUGGUUCAUCUCACCGGUGAUGUCUGGCUUAGUGUCCGUCGGAUUCUUCUUUAUCAUCAAACGCUUCAUAUUAUCAAAGGCUGCACCCCUUGAACCAGGGUUGAAGUUCCUACCCGUCAUCUAUGCCAUUACCGUCGUCAUCAAUGUCUUCUCGAUAUUCUAUGAUGGGCCAGAGUUGCUCGGCUUCGACAAGAUUCCACUCUGGGGUAUCUUCGUCAUGAGUUUCGGGUCUGGCAUCAUCGUCACCCUUGUCGUCAGGUUUGCGAUUGUUCCGUGGCAACGGCAGAAGAUUCAACGCGAAGUGAUGUAUUCGGCUGCCGACAACAGUGAUGUUGAUCAGUCGCAGUUGACACUUGUGACAUAUUCCGCUACUAGUUCCCGUGCAAGCUCUCGUGGCAACUCGCGCCGUCCUUCCAUCGACAAGAUCACUUCCACUCAUUCCUCCGUCGAGAAGUUAGGCAUAACGAUCGAGAAUAAGAAAAACGAAGAAAAAACGGUGCAAGCAUUUGUGAUUGACGAAAAUAACCUGACUGCCAGUAAUGGUCAGGUGGUGACUUCCAUUAUCAACCCCAACGCAAAGCCUUUAUUACCUUCUAAUGGCAUGGCCAAUGGUUGCCUCAAAACUAGCUUCUCCUUUCUCAUUCAGGAUACUUCAGAGGCCAAAGCUUUCCUUGAGCCCAGUAAGGAUGGCACAUUUGACACAGAAAAAGCAGACAAAACAGUUCACUCAGACACAUCACUGCUCAACGAUUCUAAAGAUUCAAACUGUAGCCAAGAAUCGGAUGACACUCGGCAGAAAAGUCGCGAUCAAAUCAAGGAUGAACCGGAGACGAUCCGCCUGUUCUCGUUCCUACAAGUUCUCACUGCGGUGUUUGGCUCAUUUGCCCACGGAGGCAAUGACGUCAGCAAUGCCAUUGGACCAUUGGUGGGAUUAUGGAUAGUGCACCAGUCUGGUAACGUGGCUCAGAAGGCUGCGACGCCGCUUUGGAUUCUCGCGUAUGGAGGGGUAGGAAUCUCGCUUGGUCUGUGGCUGUGGGGGAGACGCGUCAUCAAGACUCUAGGAGAGGAUCUCACAAAAAUUACGCCAUCCAGCGGCUUCUGUAUUGAGAUAGGAUCAGCUCUAACAGUGCUCAUCGCCUCAAACAUUGGAAUUCCAAUCAGUACGACUCAUUGUAAGGUCGGUUCCGUCGUCUGCGUGGGCCGAUUUAGAUCUCGAGAAAACGUGGACUGGAAACUUUUCCGUAACAUAUUCCUGGCGUGGAUAGUGACGUUACCAAUAUCGGGUGGAGUCAGUGCUGCUGUGUUUGCCGGAUUACGUCUGGUACCUGGAGUAAUGCCGUCAUGAUGAACGUUUCAAGUCGGAAUCAUUAUUGAAUCGUUGUCGUUUUCAUCAGUUUUUUCUCAACGUUGUUAGAUAGAACUUUGUCGCUAGAGUGCACUGAAGUAAGAGGUGUCUUCUACCUCACAACAGCAUAAUUAACAAAUUGUCCGUCGUCCAAAGUCACAUUUUCUGGCCACAGUAGUAAUUGCAUUUGAUGCUUUUGAUAAUUUUAGCUGAAAUAAUGGUGUACUCACUUUUAGUGCCAAUUGAAAGAUCUUAAAAUGUCAACUUUUUCAAUUUCAAUAAAACCAAAGUUGAAAGAUGUUUAAACCUUUAGAGAGUUGGUUCUCAAGUGUAUGGUGCUUAAAAAUGAGAAAUUUUAUCUGUGCUUUUGAGAAAAUAUUGAUGACCAAACGGUAUUUGGUUAAAUGUCGCUGCAGUAUUUAUCGUGCUUCACGUGUUGUAGUUAUACCCGCGCCCCUGGCUUGCUAAAUGGAUCAAAAAAGUUUUUGGUUCGUUUUUAAGUCAUGGGGUUUCAGGUAUCUUUGAAGCGGAGAGUCGCUGUGUUAUGUAUUUUACAUAACCUGUGUAUUAUCUGCUUCACAGAUAGGAAGUCAAAAAGUAAAAAAAUCCAUAAAAAAACUUAAAAAGUAAAAAAUCAAUAAAAAUUAAAAAUUAGAAAAGAAAAAAUGUUGUAUAUAUAUCAUUUUAUCACUCAUUUAUUCAUUUUCAUUUGUAUUCAUUUGUAGUUUGUCUACUGUCCGAUUUUUUUCAUCUAAGAAUUUGAUAUUUUGGAGGGGUAAUUGGUGAAAAUUUACUCUGGGGGUGUCAAGUUUAGAAAAAGUUUAGAAAUUUAAAAUGAAUAUUAAUUUCUUUUUCAGUGCUUUAUCACUUUACAACGCUGGAGAAUAUAUUCCCCAGCUGCGUUAAUCCUAUGUAUUUCAAGGCAGGCCUUCAAACAUACCGUGCAGGCUACCCUUGAUUGUGCCUGGCCAGCUGGGGAAUCGAUUCUCCAUGGCGUGUACAGUCCUGACGCACUUUCCAAAAACCUUUCUGUAAAAACCAAGAAGCUUUGCUUCGCUAUUGCAUAUAAAAACUCGUAUAUGUAUGUCUGUGUUUUAGAAAUAGUCAAAUAGUGUUUUGAAAUUUCUUUCACUUUUCCAAUCAUUAAAUCAAAUUAUUUUUCUUCAGGUAUAGCAAAUCAGUGAAAAAUGAAAUGGUUGUGAAAAUUUAGCAGUUCACAGUACAUUAUUCACAGUUCAUUGAGUAACUUUAUUAUUGUGCUCUUUUGUACUAUGUACAAUGUAUGUAAAUUGUGUAAAUACAUGUUUGUAGCAAGUUGUUUAAGUUUUUUUUUGGGGGGGGGGGGGUUGUGUUAGUAUUGAGUGAGACAAGUUGCUAAUUCACAAAGGUAAUCAAUUUGUUUGUCUCAGAUCUGGGUGUCUGCCAGAGAUUGGGGUGUGUUGGGUACCGCUUUACUUUCCCUCAAGAAUAAUCAUUUUUACGUUGUAGAUGACACAAUUCUGACCUAGGCAUCUUGGUUUGAUGACUUUAAAACUGGUUGGUUACGUUGGUUAACCUUUCUGGAGUUGAAAUCUGCGAAUAAACCUUGCCGAAGUAACAAGGAUAUUUAUAAGUAUUAACCAAAUCAUCUCAGAAUAUGCAUUUUCCUGUACAUAUCCCUGAUUAGUCUAGUAUAGUUUAGUAUAUCACGCCGCAGUUACAGCAACUUGAUUCUGAGACUGCACGAUCGCUUGGACUAAGUUUUGGUGCAAGUUGGUAUUUUGUCAUCAUACAUGUAAACAGAAGUUGAAAUUACUUCCAAAUAUUUUGACCAAUUAUGAUUAACUUCAAUAUUAGAAGAGAUUUCAACUUCAAUAUCCCUAAAAUUGCGUUCUCUUGUUGAUUUUGUGUGCGGUUAUUUUGCCUUGGAGUGAAGAGUGACCGGUUAUAGAUAUUUUGAUUCUGAAAGUUCUCUAAUUUUGUAGAAACCACAUCAUACCGUACGAAUUUGAAACUUAAAUUUCAUGUUGGAAAUAAUUUUUUUGUUGCGUGACAUUUUGCUGCAAUGAUAUUUUUUUACUUGUAGUUUUGGCAUCAAAUGCUGCUAUUUAGGACUUGGUGUUGAAUAUUACAAGUUGGCUAAAAUGUGAUGAUGCGUGUAUAUUUUUUCGACCUUGUCGUUCAAGAAAGCUUAACAGGUUAGAGUGACGUGUUCGUAUCUUGUAUUGCACACAGCUGUUCUAGCAGUAACACUUCCACAGUUUGCUUAUACCAUUCAACCAUGUCACUGACUGGCAUUGAUCCAGGAUAAAUGAAAAACACAGCUGAUACUAGUUCAGAAGUAGUCUAGUUUGUGUAAAUUGUGAGUUGGCAGUCAGAGAAUGAUGUCCUCAAAAACUCUAAGUCCGGGCCAAACAGGAGUCUACACCAUUUCCAUUCUUUAAGGUUUUCAGCACAAAUCAAGCUAGAGUCUUUGACAUAUAUGCCUCAAGCACAUAAGUCGUACUUCCACCUAUCAAAUCCCCGUGUCUCUUGCGCUUACACCUAUGAAUUGCCGUGUCUAAAUAGAUCCAUGUGUCAAAUCCCCGUGUCUAUUAGCCUCAUCGAGCUCGAUGGGGCUAAUCUGGGGCUAAUUUAGACCCGUGUUCAACACGGGUUUUUUGAUAGGUGGAAUCUGAAUAGACACGGCAAUUACAAGUUCUAAGAUCCGGCGACAGAUGGCGCGGUGUAGUUGCCUCGGUAUUGCGCAUGCGAAAUUCGCCUUCAACGGAAAAGAAACAUAGGAGAGCGCCCUACCUACAGCGCACCUGUCGCCCGGGCUAUUAACCAUUAUCUAACACCACGGAUAGGUGUAAGUGCGCCGCGGGUUUUUUGACACACGGCGAAGUGACGGGUCUUGAAAAAACACGGGGUUUUAUGAUAUGUGGAACUACGACUAUAGACUUGCAUCUGUUACAAUCAAGGCAAUGAAAUAUUGAGAUUCCAUUAGUCUUUUGACAACUGAUCCUGGAGAACAUCAGUUUAGUACUAUGCUAAAUGUAAUUAGAUUAUACAUCUAUAAAUAAAGUGUGGUGCAAGUAUAUAA